AUGUGUGGAAUAUCUGUUUCAUAUGCUACCGACAAUGCUUCCCCCUCUUCUGCAACUGCUCUACAGGCACAAGUAGAUCAAUCGAUCAGCGCGAUCACUCAUCGAGGUCCUGACUCCACUGGUACUUAUGUCUCUCCGGAUGGUAGAGUCGCUAUGGGCCACGUCCGCCUAUCUAUUAUUGACUUGGUUACUGGCCAACAACCUCUCCACGAUGAUGAUUAUAAUGUCCAUGUUGUCGUAACAGGCGAGCUUUAUGAUUAUGAGCGUAUCCGUGCAGAGCUAGAAGCAAAAGGAUCCCACUUCAAGACAAACUCAGAUUCUGAACUCGUUGUGCAUCUGUACAAAUGUUAUGGCUUCAACCUCUUGACUUGGCUCCGUGGAGAAUUUGCUUUUGUGCUUUAUGAUUCACGUCGUGACUUACUGUUCGCUGCCCGCGAUCGGUUUGGCAUCAAGCCACUUUAUUACUCCCUGGUCGACGGCCACCUUCUCAUUUCCAGUGAAGUGAAGGCCAUGAGAGCUUUUGGAUGGAAACCUGAGUGGGAUGUCGAGAGUGUUGUUCAAAUGGGUGACUUGAAUGAUGACAGAACCGUCUUCAAGGGUGUCUUCAAGGUCCCCAUGGGCCACUCCAUCACUCUCCGCCGUACUGGCCACCUAAAAAUUCAAGCUUACUGGGACCAUUCGUAUGCACCUCCAACUGUCGUGGAAACUCGUACGGUGGAGGAGAUGAUUGAUGGUGUACGUGAGCGAUUAGUGGAAGCAGUGAGAUUGCGUCUGCGUUCCGACGUUCCACUUGGUUUGUACCUUAGUGGUGGAAUCGAUAGCGCUGCAGUAGCAGGUAUCGCUGCUUCUUUAUUGAAAGAAAAGGAUCCAGAUGCCAAAUUGGCAACGUUCACACUUGCGUUCCCUCAAAGCGGAGUACUGGAUGAGGGCCCAAUAGCACGACGAAUGGCUGCCACAAUUGGUGCUGACGUACAUAUGAUCGAACCUACUGAAACAGAUCUUGUAGAAAAUUUCGAGCCAGCAGUUUGGCAUGCUGAGCAACCAACGCUGACUCUUCACGGUGCCGGUAAAGUCAUUCUGUCAAAGUUCGUUCGGGAACAAGGGUAUAAGGUCAUUCUUUCUGGUGAAGGGUCAGACGAAGUAUUUGGGGGCUACUCGUUCCUCCUGCUAGAUUAUCUGCGGGAUACUGACCCUGCAUCUGUGAGCCUCGGAUUCCCGCUUCCUGCCAAGGAUGAGCUGGAUAUGUAUCUCAAAACCGUCGAAGCGAUGAAGCCACCCCAGGAUCACGUCUCGAUUAGCAACAUGUCUUUCACCGAUGCCACAAUGGGUCGAGAUAUGUAUGGCGGAAUCAGCACGCACCGCGUCUGGGCUACCAGUAGCCCUCCUCCAGAUCUUUUCACUGCUGAAGUUCUCCAAAAAGUCGGUGGACCUGAACUUACGCAAAUAAUCGCUGAAGGUUUCGACGCGAGAGCUAGAGAGAAGGCUAUCACUGGUCAAUGGCACCCAUUGCAUAUGGGACUGUAUUCUGUUUCAAAAACCAUGCUUAGCAAUGGGAUUCUGAACUACGUCGGUGAACGUUCCGAGAUGGCCAACUCAAUUGAAGGGAGGCCUCCAUUUUUGGACCACAAGCUGGUGGAAUACGCCAACACACUUCCUCCAUCUCUCAAAGUAAGACCCGUCCUGGAGGGAGAGCCAGAGAUAACCCCGCGUAAAUGGUCUUUCAUCGAGAAGUGGGUGCUGCGUCAAGCCGUGCGGCCAUUCAUUACAGAUGAACUAUACUAUCGCAAGAAAUCCCAAUACAAUGUUCCCAUCCCUCGUCCAGCUGCAGUCAGUGGCGAAAAAGUCUACACGGCUUUACAGGUCAUGCUGAAGGAGCGAGUUACCGAAGCUACUGUCAGGCGCCUUGGGUUUGCGAACUGGGAUCACAUCAAAGGAUUGCUCCACGACUAUCUCGAGUCGCCUGAAUCGCCUGUGGACGGUGGGCUUGAUAAACGGGCCAGGACACUUCUUUUCGUGUGGAGUCUUGUGAUUCUACAAGAUCGGUUUGAUUUGCCGACAGCACAUGUAUGACAAUAUAAUGUUAUGUUAACCAAUAUAUCGUAGUCCAAACUUACAAAUCUUCAUCACUCAAAUCAAUUUUUUCAUUCA
Serpula lacrymans var. lacrymans S7.9 is the source of this 2148-nucleotide messenger RNA. RefSeq names its product putative asparagine synthase. Bases 1 to 2070 code for a protein of 689 amino acids. Gene Ontology annotation, molecular function: asparagine synthase (glutamine-hydrolyzing) activity. Gene Ontology annotation, cellular component: cytosol. The transcript is spliced from 8 exons. Lineage: Eukaryota; Fungi; Basidiomycota; Agaricomycetes; Boletales; Serpulaceae. The record is from RefSeq and is a predicted model, not a curated record.